GCCGGCCCUGGAAGAGGGCAUAACGAGGUUUGCAAGGAGGAUUAUGAAGGCAGGUCCAUAAUGUUCGCGAUCGUUGGGGAGAUGCGCGCGCAGCGAUGGAAGCCGCAGACGACACCGGCAUCGUUUGCCACGAGUCGAGCUGAGAGCGUGCGAGAGAAAGAGGGAAGGGAGCAGCUGCGCGACGAGGGGUAGAGAGAGAAGGAGAGAGGUUCGUGAUUGGUCGGUGGUGGGGGAUGACACGGGACGAGGAGAGGAGAGCAACAGCGUAAGCGACUAGCGCGCGCUGUGGUGUGUGUCGGUCGGUCGGUCGGUCGUCGCCGCCAUGCUAGUGGUUAGUUUAGUGAACCAAACAUCAUGAUGUGGCAAAACGUUCGCACGAGCUAAGACUGAAGUAACGCCGUGUUACCGGCGCGCCGUCGUUAUGUUAUCGAUAACAAUCAACGACGUUCGAUAAGCGUAAACACCGUAACCGUGAAAAAGUACAAACAAAAAAAGAAAAAAAAACAGAAAAAAAAGGAAAAAGUCUCGAGUAAAAGCUUCGCGUGCGACAGCGGCAACGAAAACGUCGAAGUGCACGGAUUCCUGCGUACGGGAACCCGCGCGACACUACGCAGAGUCCCGAUGUAAAUUAAACUCGAGCCGUGGAUUCGAGCGAACGUUACCGAGGUAAUCGUCGUCACCGUACACGUUGGGAGUGACGAGUGCCAACGAUCAGCCUCCAUCGCGCGGCAAGGAGACUAUCACGAAUCGUAUACACGAUGCUGGAUCCGAGCGUGUUAACGGAUUUAGAAGAACUGACGCUUUGCAGUUAUUGCAAGCAGAAGUAUAACGACGCCGAGCAAUGCCCGAAAUACCUUAGUUGCAAACAUUACUUCUGCCUACGUUGCAUAGAAAACAAUUUAUUAAAGGGACGGGAGUUGUUCUGCGCCCACUGUUGGAAAAGGACGGACCUGGGCGACCAAGGGCCCGAUGCUCUACCGACUCAUUCUUCUCUCCUCGCGCUAGCCAACAAUUUGUCUCACUUGAAAAUUACCACGAACAACACAUCCGGGAAAACCAACGACAAGGAGAGAAAGAGUGAGAAUUGCCACACGCACGGGAUGCCUCUGGCGUUAUGGUGCGCGACAUGCUGCACGGCGCUUUGUAGAGCAUGUGCAACUCCACAGGAACACCCGGGCCACCAGAUUAAAUCGCAAACUGAUGCCAAAGAACAACUUAUAUCCGACGUUCAAUUGGAGCUGGUUGCCAUGGGAAAGUUAUCGACCGAGAUUCAGAGAUUGGCUAUGCAGCAACGGGAGUUUUUGAUAAAAGUGUUGGAGGCCUGCGUAACGUUGAAAACGCACGUGGAAACGGAUCUUCAGAACGGCUGGAGUCACUUUCCUGAAAUAACUGACGCGCGGGAGACGCUUGGUAAAGCGAAAGCUAGUCUGCAGAUGAUCGAGAGCCCCGGGGACGUGUACAGUUUACAUUCGCAGCUGAUAAUCGAGAAACAGAGAUUGCAAUCCAAGUAUCAAGAGAUGAUGUUGCAGUGCCAGCUGGACGACCUGAUAGGGAACUCGGGGGUGGUGUUCGAUUUCGCAUUGUUGAAGCAAGCGCUGGCUGGAAUCCACACGGGCGAGCCGAUAGUCUCGCAAGGUGCGAGUAACGGCGGUAGAUUACCGAAUCACUUGGCGGCUUCGCAAAACCCGAUAUUGUUCCUCGCUAACUAUUGCAUGUCCCAGCUGUAUUCGAGGCACGUGGUCAGCAAGCAACAACACAUGCAGAACGGUUCCAUAGAGUACCACUCGAGCAUGAUGCAGCCACAGCCAGCUCCGCCGGGGUCCGUCCAUGUUCACCAAGGUCCACCGGCGCCGGCCACCCCGCAGCAACUUCUCAUCCCGCCUGGUUCACCGUCCGUCAAACCCGCGCCACCGAAUGCUAUGCUACACCCGCAGCAACAGUCGACGUUCAUACCGGAAGGGGUCGGCAGCGGCGGCGGCGGCGGCGGUGGCGGCUUGGUAACCGUCCACUCGUCUUCUCAACCACCGUCCACCGGCAUACCAGCGUCCCUCCGAGGACCUUCGAACCCUUAUCCACUGUACUAUUUCAAUAUCGAGGUGAACGGAUCACCCCACGGUCGCAUCGUGAUAGAAGUGAGGCCCGACGCGGCGCCAAAGAUGGCCAAGAAUUUUAGCGUGCUCGCCACCGGCGAGGUGGGAGUCGGUUACAAAGGUUGCACGAUCUUUCAGUGCUGGGACGGCGAGUCGGUCAUCACUGGCGACUUCGAGUUGAACAACGGCCGCGGAGGCAGGAGCAUAUUCGACGACGGAUACUUCAUGCCCGACGACACAAAGUUCCCCGCGGUCAGAGGCGCGGUGGGAAUGCGACGAACGCAGAAACGGCACGAUAACCUCGGCAUGGUCGGCUCGCAGUUUCGUAUAAUACUGCAGGAGAUGCGCGGCUUUACGGGGAUCUUCGGCCACGUCGUCGAGGGAUUGGAGCUGGUCGAGAAGAUAUCUACUUUCGGCGAUCAGACCGGCAAGCCUACGAAGAAUAUUCUAAUCACUAAAUGCGGUAAAUUGUAACGACGACGCUAUUGCGGUUAGUAUACCGAUGGGUACGCCGGCUACCCGUAUACUCUACUUCUCCCCGCUCUAGAUAACUCGCUGUUCGCGAGUCGCGAACGCUAUCGCUCCUCCUGACCUCUGCGUUCCAUGAGCAAAAGGGUUCGAGCCCGAAGAGAAACCGCGUAAUAUCCGAAAUGAUAUUACCGCGACGCGAAGAAAAAAGCGAGAAAGGCUCCAAUGGAAAAAAAUCGCGAGACUGCUCCGGUACGAGUCGCAAUUUAAUUAACUAUUAACAAUAGAAUUCUAAAGAUAUCGAAUCUAUUUUUAAAACGUGGACGCAGAAAGAAGAAACAAAGAUCCAUAUUUUGCUAUUGAUCCGAGGAAUCGACGUGAUUCCGUAUCUACAAUAACGACGAUGAUCGAUAUAUAGAAAUACGUACCUCAAGAUCGAUCGUGAUAUCGAUACGACUUCUAGCUGUACGACGUUUGUUUUAGAAAGAAGUAUCCGACGUUUAUUUUUGGCUAUCGGCGUAUUGCUACGUAUAGUUGAUAGAGGAAUUAUCCGCACCGGGAUUUAUCGAGCGUCGGGCGCGUGACCGGCGCUCUGAUUGUUUAGAUUGUAGGUAGUAAAGAAAAACCAACAAAAAAAGAAAAAGAAAUAAUAAUAAAAUAAAAUAUGAAACGCGUAGUUGAGAGAUAAGUACGGAUAAAAAAAAAUAUGGGGGAUAUAAAAACUUGUAUGUGUGUAUACACAUACAUCCAUAUAUUUGUAAAGAAAAUUAAACAAAACAAAAAAAAAAAAAUACGAAGAGACACACAUGGUACAGGCGGGAAACUUUUUUCGUUUUAUAACCGAUAAAGCGCGGACUACUUUGUAAAGUCAACGAGAAAAAAGAAAAAGAAAAUAUAUAUGAAAAUAUGUGAAAAUCGUGAUUCCAUAUACGCAGGUCGUUUUAGAAGUUUCACCGAACGAUACGUAGGCGCGUAAAAAGGGCCAAUUCCGUUUUUCGUCCGAUCGGCACGAUCCGCGUGUCGUUCCGUUCCAGAGGAGAGAGUCGAAAGGAGCGAAAAGGGAAACUCGAGUCGAACGGAAAAAUAGCGAUUAAUUUGUUCCUGUUGUAAACGACUUUCGAAGACGUUCCCUUCCCUUUUUGCUCUUUGCUGGUCUAGAAGAGGCCGUUCGCGAAUUAACUGUAUUUAAGAUUAGAUCUCAACAUGAAAAUGUAUGCAAGGCCUAACUACUACUACGUAGAUAUCGUAAGCCUCCGUCGUCUGAUCAGAAGAAAAAGAAAAAAAAAAAGAAAAAAAAAGAAAACGAACGAAAUGAGCGAAUAUAUAUUAAACGAAUCAUUCCUCGAUUGCUGUAUAACGAAGUACUACGAUAUAUAAUGUAACGCGUUAUACUACUCGUCUGAAUCCUCGUAAAUUCCCCGUCGUUAUGUAUCAUAAUUGUCACGAUGUGUACUCGGUGCGUGUGCGAAAGCGAGAACGGUCGAUGAGACAAAUUUUCCGAUUCCCGUAAAAAUCGGCCCACGGCGAAUAUAUAUACAUACAGACGAAUGCGAGGAACCACACUCACGCACGUACUCGUAGGACAAAAAAAUGUUUGCACGCCCUCGACGUCGCUGAUAUAUGCCUUUUUCGAAAGAGAACCUCAUUCGAUGUUGAACUUGAAAGUUUUAACACUUGUUGAUUAGCUGAUAAACGCGUUUUGCGACCAACAAUUAUUCGUUGCAUCGCGGAUGAACGUAACAAUCGCCGUUAGAGUGUAAAAAAGAAAAAAAAAGAAAUUACGUAAUAGGUACGACGAUCGAAGGGGUGGUCGAGAGCUCGAACGCGAAUUUUCCCUCGUUUCGGAAAAUAACUGAGAAACCAUUAGUCGAAAAAAAAAAAACUCGAAUAUUAUAGGACACGUGUAAAAUUCAAUGUUUCCGAGCGAAGGCUAAAAAACCCACCUGUAUACACACAAUACCCACGCGCGCGCGUAUAUACUACAUAUAUUUUUAUGAACGUGAUGAGGUAACAACGCAUAGCUUGUAAUAUCGAUUCUAACAACCGACACAGUUUACCUUGCCCCUCGCGUUCGAAUUAAACGGUUGAGCGGCUACAACUUUCGAUAAGUUUCUUUUUCCUUUCCAUCUUUUAUUUUUGUUUUCUCUCUCUUCCUCUUCCUCUCUUUUCCUUUCUAUUUUUGUUUCUCUGUCCCCUCGUCCACUCUAAGUCUCCUCCUUCUAAGUUAAGGCGUAAUCAUCGUUACACACGAGAAAUUGAAAUCAUUUUGUUUGCAGCCUACGGAACCGCACGUUCGUAGUGCAUUCGCUUCGACAGUUUUAUUUCAUUAUACAUGUACGAAAUGAAGUUCGUUGCCCAAUUUAAAUGUACUUUUAAUCAAUCGAUUUUGGGUUAUAAAUUGUUUCUCUUUCA
This is a messenger RNA of Hylaeus volcanicus, 4970 nucleotides long. RefSeq lists its product as uncharacterized. Gene Ontology annotation, biological process: protein peptidyl-prolyl isomerization. The coding region runs from base 759 to 2564 and encodes 601 amino acids. The transcript has 4 exons. Gene Ontology annotation, molecular function: peptidyl-prolyl cis-trans isomerase activity; zinc ion binding. Lineage: Eukaryota; Metazoa; Arthropoda; Insecta; Hymenoptera; Colletidae. The record is from RefSeq and is a predicted model, not a curated record.